AUUUAUGUUAAUUUGUUUGACCGAGUCUUUCAUUAUUUAAACUACGUUAAAUAUUUAACCACGAAAGUAUAAAGCAGAAACACUGAUACCACUGACAGCAGGCAGCCGUUUGAGACAGUUCAGGAAUCGCUUUUUAAUAGAGCUUAAGCAAAAAUGAAUUCUAGAUCAUCAUUAGAAAAGGUCUCAAGUACAAAUGAAAGUUUCUCCUUGACUAUUUUCUCUGUCAAUUAUUCCGGCAGUGAUUUCUAAAAACUUCUACAGUUCAGAUCGAAAGUUGAUGGUUUUGGUGAUUAUUGUAAGUGAAGUAUUGAAUGUAAAGUUUGCCGAUUGGAUCGUAAUAAUCAAAAGAGAAAGGAUACAAAGAGAAACUGCCAUUAGCACUUGUGUUAUUUUCUAAUGUUUAUCGUCACUGUUAUCUCUGUUAUCACUUGUAUUUACAUCCAGGCAAAAAAAACGAAUAUAAAUAUAGAACCAAAUAGGGAAACGAAUAUUUCCCUAUUUUUCUGGAAAAACGGUGGCCAAGGACCAAAACAUGAACACACCGGAUUAAUUCAUACUCACUUGAGAAAUUCUUGCAAGAAUUUAUUACCUGAACAAAGGAAAUUCACCCAUUCUGAGAAAGUCGUAAAACACGUCGGAGUUUGUACGGAAAUUAUUGAACUAGCUGAAAUGUGCGCAAAGUUUGGAGCUACUUCAGCAAACUAUUCUACUAUUUCGAAAAUGAUGAGUGAUGUUCAUGAUUUGCAUAUGAUGCUACUCAACGAGAAAAACGAUAUGGCUAAGAUACUACUCGUUUUACCACAUUUGACUUCUUACAAUGGGAGAAUGAUUCAUAUGGCAUAUGAGCGCAUCCAUGGUACCAGCUUCAAUCAGAAAGUUGACUUGAGAAAAGUAUUCGCCAAAGGUCUCAUGCACAAUCAGCAUGCUUUUAAAGAAGUUUCGGAUGAUUACAUAAGAGGAUGUCUUCGUAUAAUGAUUAAAUUAACUCGCAAGGGCAUAAAGCAUAAGGAAACAAUGGAGCCGAAUAUUGGUAUAGAAACUGAACUAGCAGCUCCAUUAAUUAGAUGGAUUUCUGACUCUCAAUCGAUCCAGGAUUAUAACGCUCCUGUAUCGCAUAUUUUUUGUCAAAGCGAAAAUUUUUUUGUAUAUCUAUCUCCUUGUGCCAUUAUUCCCUGUGGAAAGGAAUCAAUUAACGCUAUCGAUACAUUCUUUAGAUCGUUCGCAGUGUUUAAUUUGCGAAUUCCGGUAAAUUAAUUAAAAAUUGCAGAUUUCCUGGACGUGUUUGCCUACAAAAUUAAAUCAUACAGUAAUCGUUCGACCGUUCAGAAUUUGUGUUCUUUAUUCAUUGAAAGCGAAAAUGCAGAAAAAUUAUUGUAACGUGCAGGUUUCGUAAAUUUGACAUUAAUAAAUGGUUUAAAAUUACCCACUGGUUGCAAAUACUCUAAAUUAUUGCUUAUUCCAUUUCUUCUCAAGUUUCCAGCACUGAGUACUUUUUCACCCAUUUCCUCCAACUGAAAUCUGAGUGUAAAAUUACCCAUAUUUUGACAUAUACGGA
Molecule: messenger RNA, 1555 nt
Organism: Malaya genurostris
Lineage: Eukaryota; Metazoa; Arthropoda; Insecta; Diptera; Culicidae
Exons: 4
Coding region: 397-1254 (285 amino acids)
Source: RefSeq, a predicted model, not a curated record